CUUCCUUCGUCGUAGUUUCCCAACAAUCCUAGCUAGCAAAGUUGAUAUUUGCUUCAACAAAAAACAGAAAGAGAAACCUAAACAGAGAGAGAGAGAGAGAGAGAGAGAGAGAGAGAGAGAGAGAGAGAGAGAGAGAGAGAGAGAGAGAGAGAGAGAGAGAGAGAGAGAGAGAGAGAGAGAGAGAGAGAGAGAGAGAGAGAGACAACAACACAAAAAGAUGGGUAGAGCUCCAUGCUGUGACAAGAACAACGUGAAGAAAGGACCAUGGUCUCCUGAAGAGGAUGCUACACUCAAAACCUAUAUUGAAAAGAAUGGAACUGGUGGCAAUUGGAUUGCUCUUCCUCAGAAAAUUGGGCUCAAGAGGUGUGGAAAGAGUUGCAGACUUAGGUGGUUAAAUUACUUGAGACCUAAUAUCAAACAUGGUGGAUUUACUGAAGAAGAAGACAACAUCAUCUGCAGCCUUUACAUUAGCAUUGGAAGCAGGUGGUCCAUAAUUGCUGCUCAGUUACCUGGAAGGACAGAUAACGACAUCAAGAACUAUUGGAACACUAGAUUGAAGAAGAAACUGCUCGGGAGGCGCAAACAAUCUAACUUCAGCUCAAAAGACACAAACAAUGGAAUAGAGGAGAAUUCUUAUUCAAAUGCCCUUAGUACUUCAGCUCUUGAAAGACUCCAACUGCACAUGCAACUUCAAAGCCUCCAAAACCCUUUCUCUUUCUACAAUAACCCUGCGCUGUGGCCUAAGUUGCAUCCUAUCCAAGAAAAGAUGAUCCAUAGCCUACAAUCUUUGAAUGAUGGCUCUAACCCUGUGAUGCAAAAUGCUUUGCCUAAUUCCCCACAUGAUGAACAAGGACAAAAGGGUGAGUUUUACAAGCCUCAACAUGAUGGUGCAAAGAUCAAUAACCCUGAUCAGGUUCAUCUUUUGGAGAAUAUUCCUUUGAGUAACAGUGGAGUUCCCUUUGUUGCUUCUGGGAGUAGUACUAAUCCAAUGCACUCAAGUCUUGCACCAAGAUCUGAGGCUAUUCAUGUGCAGACUAACAAUAAUGUGGGAUUUCAGCAACUUGGUGCACUGCAAAAUGAACUAGAUGAGAUUCUCAACAACAGAACAAUGGGUUAUGUGCCACAGGAAGAUCAUGAUAUGGCUUCAGGGUUUGAUUGUUUCAGAGAGAUGAAUGACUCAAAGGAUAGCUUGAUUUGGUGGUCCAAUGAUUCUGAUACCAAAUCAGCAUCCUCAAAUUCCUGGGAAUCAUCUGCUACUCCGGCUCUUCUAACACAAGGGAUGUUCCAAGAUUAUGAACUGGGUUACAGCCUGUAGUGAUCACAAGGAUUUAACUUUCAAUCUGGUUAUGCUAAUUUGUUGUAUUAGUCAUAAGAUGUGGAAAGAGGAAGAAUGAGUAGUAACAGCUCCUGUAAACAACAUCAUGGAUAUAUAAUAAUGUAAACCAAUGCCUAAGUAAUUAAUGUAGAAACCACUAUAUAGUUUGUUCUAAACAA
Messenger RNA from Glycine soja, 1494 nucleotides. Its product is annotated as transcription factor MYB36-like. The coding region runs from base 218 to 1315 and encodes 365 amino acids. NCBI's taxonomy places the organism in Eukaryota, Viridiplantae, Streptophyta, Magnoliopsida, Fabales, Fabaceae. The transcript is spliced from 3 exons. The record is from RefSeq and is a predicted model, not a curated record.